AUGACAGAUCUCUCUGUGACUUUGUCUUCGAUCCUAGUCGAGAAGCACUCGUCUAAGUCUGUCAUCGGCCGCGCCAAAGAUCUUACGUCUGACCUCGACUCUUUUCUGAGGGAGGCAUAUCAGAUAAAUCAAUCCAUCUCGUCACUUCUCAGGUAUCUACGAGCCAUUCGCACCCCGUAUCUAUCAACAGCUCCACCGCCUCGCCAUUCUCGACGGAACGAGCCCGUAACAUCUCUAUCCUCAACACAAGAUUGGGAGGUCCCUGAGCACCUCAACGACUCUCAAAGAGAAGCGAUUGACUCAGAAACAUCCUCGGUCCUCCGGGAAAUCAACGGCAGGAUCGCAGCCCUGUCUUCUGCCGUUGACCUCCAGCACGAUACCGCAAAGAAAAUUCUAGAGAAGCAAUAUGGGCGACCAAAAGGGGUAUUAUGGCGCUGGGCAGCUGGAGACGGCGAUAACGACGACGCCGGGAAAUCGAGUUCGCAGCUAGAUGAGGAAGGACGAAUCUGGACGACAAAGACGUUUCGAGAUGGAGUAUUAUGGUACCUGGGCAAGAGGCUGAAAGAUGCCAUUACCAUGCAACAAGAGAUGGUUGAGAAACGACUGGAUCGCGAGCGACAGAAACAGAUGAGCGUACUCUAUGACCCAAGGAACAAGGGGGUGAAUGCAAGUCGAGACACAACGUUCAGCGCAUCUAGUACGGAGAAAUAUGGCAAUCAAGAUCUGAGAGGACACGACGAGUACAAGCCUUGGAAUGACCCAACUCAGCCGCGGGCACAGGACUUGUCGGCGGAGCAACUGCAACUCUUCGAAGAAGAGAAUAAGGGUAUCUUUGAGCAUUUCAACAACCAACUAGCCAAAGUUACUCAAGUGGAAAAGAGUUUGAUGGAGAUCAGCAGUUUGCAGCAGACAUUGGUCGGGCACCUAAGUGUGCAGGGAGAGAUGAUCGAGGGUCUGGUCACAGAUGCCGCGAACACAGACGAAAACGUGCGCAAGGGUAACCGCGAGCUGAAGAAGGCAAGUGAGAGAGGAAGCACAGCGCGGUUGGUGUUUUACGCCACUGCUGGAUUCUGCUCGUUCUUGGUGGUCUGGGACUUGAUAUUCUAA
Messenger RNA from Exophiala spinifera, 1107 nucleotides. RefSeq lists its product as uncharacterized. Gene Ontology annotation, cellular component: endoplasmic reticulum; SNARE complex. The coding region runs from base 1 to 1107 and encodes 368 amino acids. Gene Ontology annotation, biological process: retrograde vesicle-mediated transport, Golgi to endoplasmic reticulum. The transcript is spliced from 2 exons. The record is from RefSeq and is a predicted model, not a curated record. Lineage: Eukaryota; Fungi; Ascomycota; Eurotiomycetes; Chaetothyriales; Herpotrichiellaceae.